AUGAACCGUUUCGCUCAUUAUCUUCCGACAUUGCCAUUUUCUUUCGAAUAUGAUCUUCCGCAUUAUCUUCAACGGAUUCAUCUUCGUGCCAAAUCGGCAUUUAUUUCCUUACAAACCAUGCCACGGUAUCCAUUGAAAUGUCAUGAAGUUCCACCAUUAUUUGUUGAACCAUACAUUCUCAAUGGAUUUCGAUCAAUUCAUCGUCCGUGGUCGUACUAUUUCAAAUCUUUAUUUCAUAAACAUAAUGAAACAAUCAAUGUUUGGAGUCAUUUUAUAGGAAUUUUCUAUAUGACACAUCUAUUGUUUUAUUAUAGUAAACGAUUAGAUUUCUUUGAAAAUGCACAUUCAUGGCCGUUUGCUGUUUCUUUAUGCACAGCGAUAUUAAUGUUUGCUUGCUCAGCAUUUGCACAUUUAUUGCACUCGAAAUCGGAAACAAUUCAUAUGACUUGUUUUCUCAUCGAUUUCAUUGGUGUUAGUUUACAUGGCUUCGGUUCCGGUUUUCUUCAUAUUUACUAUUCAGCACCGGAAUGGUUCUAUGAAAAUAUUGAAUACCAAUAUAUCGUUAUUCUUCUUAGUCUUGGAAUUUUAGCUUGUUUUCUUAAUUGUUUUGCACAAUACUACUUCCAUCGACCAUAUCCACCAUUAAAACGUGUUUGUCAAUUCUUUCCAUGUGGACUUCUAUGGAUUUAUUCCAUUUCUCCUCUAUGUAUUCGUUUAUAUUCAUCAACUAUUUCAUCAAAUCCUGCGUUGAUGUGUCAUUUAGGACAAAUUAUUCUCUUUGUUAUUGGUGCGAUUCUUUUCGGAUUUGAUUUACCACAACGUUUAUGUCCCGGUACACUUGAUUUUAUUGGACAAGGUCAUCAUUUAUUCCAUUUCUGCAUUUAUCUCGUCACCAUUUGUCAAAUGCAUGCUGUCUUUUGGGAUUAUGAAGAAUAUCGUGAGAUAAUCAAUCAACGUGCGAAACCCGAUCUAAUCUUUUGUGCUGGUUCGAUGUUAUUUUUAAUCUUAUGUGAUUGUUUGAUUGUUCAAUUUUUUCGGCGUAAAAUUCGAGAACAUUAUCAUUUUGAUUGA
Adineta ricciae is the source of this 1071-nucleotide messenger RNA. NCBI's taxonomy places the organism in Eukaryota, Metazoa, Rotifera, Eurotatoria, Adinetida, Adinetidae. The record is from the annotation of a GenBank genome assembly.